AUGAUGGGGACGAUGUUUCCUUCGGAAGAAAAGUACGGACCGCGAUUGAGCAUGUGCCUUUGCCAUUGCUCUUCGGAGGAUGCAGAUCGCCCGGCGCGUGCUUUGCGUCUUCACACCCGCAGCGCUAUUGGGUGGCAGUCUGACAAGGGAUGCGUCUACCCGCAAGAGCUUGGAUUUGCGUUUGAAGGUGAAGUAGAACUGAAUUUUAUUCGAGUACUCUCUCAUGAGAGCAAGAUUGCAUCGCGUAUUGAAGUUUUUGUCGCUGAACCCACCGAAAAGGAAAUUCAAACAGGAAUUGUAAAAUCCUAUCGUCUAAGCGACUUUCGACGUUUGGGAUAUGUUUGUUUUGCUUCCAAUGCAGAUAACGUCUUUGGGGCUCGAGAACUGAAGACGAUAAAUAUUCGGCAAAGAUGCGUUUAUGUCAAACUUCUGAUUUCAAGGCCAUAUCACAGUGAGUACAAUCUCUUUCACCAAGUAGGCAUUGUCGCGUUGACAAGUCACGGUACAAUUCUGCGCACGUAUCAGGCUCCCCCGACACAGGGAAUAUGUCUCGUGGGAGAGACGGUGGAAGUUCCUUUGGAUGAAAUGCUUCCACCGCGUCUGGAGGAUUCUGGGACGCCGCAGGCAGCGGAUGAUAAUGGCCGUCAAAUCGACAGGGCGACAACUCGCCGGAUAGGGGAAAUUGUACUGUUGAAGGAAAAAGCAGUGGCAGCGGAGGACUAUGAUUUGGCGAGUGCGCUAAAGACAUGUUUGUUGAAUUUAGAGGGCGUGGGAAAGGAAAUCUAUGCUUUAGAAAGACAAAAGGCAGAUGCAGUAGAAAAAGAGGAUUACGUUACUGCAAAGAUGUUAAAACGUCAAAUUGAUAGCCUAAGGGAGGCAGCGUACAAAAUUCCCACCACAGUUCCAGAAGUAGUUGAAAGCGGUAAGGAGUCCAAAAGAUUAGAAGAGCCGCUAACGAAAAAGGAACCGGUAGUGACGAGAGACUCAACACCAGUGGAACUCCAGGAGAGAUAUCUUAUGCCCUCAGUUAUCCCUGUGAAUGCUCCUCCUUCUGCAUCUUUUGAUGAAAUGCCUGUUGGUGGCCGGGGGUUCUACGCGAUAGGCAACGUGGAAAACCCAAUGGAGGGCGGAGCAGGAAACAGUGGUAUUAGUGUUGGAAGGGAGGUUAGUAGCCAAUUGGCUUCUGCGCUCACUCGAGGGAAAGAGGAAUGGGAAGAGUCAAUUAACCACGUCAUUCUUGGGCUCUCUGGAGGCGAGGCUGAGGCUUCAAUAUUACAAGGAGACGCACUUGCAGAGGCGACAGACAGUGAAAAGGUGUUUGGAACAUACUGUUGUGCUUGCUUGUUUGGGAAAAAAGGACCACUUCGUGAGGCUGCCAUUCGCGCUAUCAUAUCGCCCAGGGGCUUUGCCGCCCUCUCCACACAUUCACACACUGUAAUUGAAACGCUCUUGUGCUAUAUGGCGCUUCCUUCCCGUGGGUUGAGUGAUUCCGUGCCAGGGGUAGUACUUGCGUGUUGUGAGGCGCUUCAAACCAUAAUAAAGGGCAAUACUGAAGGCAUGCCUCCCGUGUCUGAUCUAAUCUCCUAUGUAAAACCCCUUUUUCCGGAGCUGGUGCUGCGUUCAGGCGACAACAACAACCGAAUUAGAGAGAUGGCUGAAGCUGUUCUUGUGUCGCUCGCAGAGGUGGCGCUUGAACCUGUGGUUUCGGCACUUGUCAUAGAUCUAGGCAAGAACAAAAAGCGUCCCACCUCAGCCAAGGCUCAGAUUUCCCGCAUGGACAUGCUUAAUUCACUUUUAGACCGUUACGGCAUUAACGGAGACAAAUCGGUGAGUCUUGAACCAGGCACUGUUAUAACAAAGGCGGUACUGCCCUGUUUGCAGCAUUCGAGUGGCGGGGUGCGGGAGGCGGCAAGCCGCCUUUUCGCCAAAUUGCUCCUGCUUUCUCCAACCAGUUCAAGUUCCUACAUGGAGGCUUUAAAACCGGCACAGAAGAGCUUGGUAGAACAACAACUGGCGGCCCUGAACGCGUCCGCGACAGGGAUGGAAGGCAAGCACGAAACGAGACCCACUUCUGCACUUCACCCUAGCGGGGUUCUGGACGAAGGUGAGGCGCAUUUGAUAGAACGCGGACCCCGACCGAACUCUGGCGUGCGCAGCGCUUAUCGUGCCGCAAAGACUUGCCAGUUCUGUGGGGAGUUUGAUGCGAGCUUUUCAGAGGCGGCGCUUGAUAUUCACUUCAUUCGUGCAUGCCCAAUGCUUUGCCCGUGCCCUCUCUGCGACCAGGUGACGGAGAUUGCCACCCUGCAGCAACACCUUACCACCGAGUGCGAGAACAGGCAGUUAGUGCGCGAGUGCCCCAUUUGCAGGGAGGCAGUGAGGGUAGAGGACAUUAAGAAGCACAUCGAGGCGAAGCGGUGCAUCAAGGCUGUGCCAACUCACAGUGUUUGUCCACUGUGUCACGCGCGAUUUCUGGCGGGGUCGGCGGGUUGGGUGGCACACUUGGCCUCGCCCCCCGGUUGCCCAAAUAACCCGAGAAAGUACGACGGCUCAGGGCCCAUAGCGGGAUGA
Molecule: messenger RNA, 2568 nt
Organism: Trypanosoma conorhini
Lineage: Eukaryota; Euglenozoa; Kinetoplastea; Trypanosomatida; Trypanosomatidae
Exons: 1
Coding region: 1-2568 (855 amino acids)
Cellular component (GO): cilium
Source: RefSeq, a predicted model, not a curated record